Molecule: messenger RNA, 513 nt
Organism: Cucurbitaria berberidis CBS 394.84
Lineage: Eukaryota; Fungi; Ascomycota; Dothideomycetes; Pleosporales; Cucurbitariaceae
Product: cytochrome b5
Exons: 3
Coding region: 1-513 (170 amino acids)
Cellular component (GO): endomembrane system; membrane
Source: RefSeq, a predicted model, not a curated record
AUGGCAGAUGCAACAGCGUCAACUCCGCCGCCGGCAGCAUAUGCCGCCUCGCCAGUAACACCCAUCAACCUCAUCCUCUUCUCGCUCUUCGCCUUCCUCGUCUACCUCCGCCUCAAGCCCUCCACUCCCGCAACACUCCCCCGCGCCCCACCGCCCACCGUCUUCCGCACUUUCACGCCCCCCUCUCUAUUUCCCUACAACGGCCUGAAUGGCAUGCCCGUAUAUCUAGCCGUGCGCGGCCGCGUCUUCGAUGUAACCUCUGGUCGUAACUUUUAUGGCCCGGGAGGUCCUUAUGCGAACUUCGCGGGGCGCGAUGCGAGUCGCGGUCUUGCCUGUGGCAGCUUUGACGAGGACAUGUUGACCAAGGAUCUGGAUGGGCCGCUGGAUACUUUGGAGGAUCUGGAGGAUGAGCAGAAAGAGGCGAUGAGGGGGUGGGAAGAGAGGUUCGAGGAAAAGUACUUGGUGGUGGGCAAGCUGGUGGCUGUUGGAAGUCCGGACGCAGAAUUGGAAUAG